Molecule: messenger RNA, 2073 nt
Organism: Cordyceps fumosorosea ARSEF 2679
Lineage: Eukaryota; Fungi; Ascomycota; Sordariomycetes; Hypocreales; Cordycipitaceae
Exons: 2
Coding region: 1-2073 (690 amino acids)
Biological process (GO): mRNA processing
Cellular component (GO): nucleus
Molecular function (GO): RNA binding
Source: RefSeq, a predicted model, not a curated record
AUGUCUACAUACAAGCGCUCCCGCGCGACUUUCGAAUCGGAGCAGCACGCGCCGUACGCCCUCUUCGGCACGCCACUCCCAGACGAAAUUGAAGGACGCGACGAUGGAUCAUAUCUGCCCCUCUGGAAACAGGACGUACGAGAUGAAAGAGGUAGAAAGAGGCUACAUGGAGCUUUCACAGGUGGCUGGAGUGCCGGGUACUUUAAUACAGUCGGUUCCAAAGAGGGUUGGACGCCUUCCACGUUCGUAUCCAGUCGCAGUAACCGAAAUAAAUCCGAUCAGCGAACCAUCGAACAACGAGCGCAAGACUUCAUGGAUGAUGAAGAUCUAGCCGAUGCGGCCGAGGCCCAGCAGCUCAAGACUUCACAAGCAUUUGCGGGUUUCGGGUCCUCUGGUGAUGCCCAAGAGAGUUCUGGCGGCUUGGAUGGACUACUGAAGACCGAAGGCGAUACCAUGGGCUUGAAGCUGCUGCGCAGAAUGGGGUGGAAAGAUGGACAAGGAAUAGGACCAAAAGUGCGGCGGACAGUGCGGCUGGAAAGCAACAUUUCGUCCACGACAGAUGAUAUGACGUAUCUGUUCGCACCCGAAGAUACGGAUAUGAUUCGAUUUGUACGAAAAAUCGACCGAAUGGGUCUCGGAUAUCAAGGUGAAGCAAAACUCAGUAAAUCGCAACCCGAAACUGGUAGCGACAAAGACGACGAUGAUUUUCUCGGUCCCGAGAAACUCUCAACUACAAAGUCCCGGCCAAAGAUCAGAUCAAAAAUGCAACGUGGUGGCAUGGGAGUGGGCAUCUUGAAUGACAAUGGGUCCGACGACGAAAAUCCUUACGAAAUGGGACCAAAGAUCAGUUACAAUCGCGUUCUUGGUGGCGACAAGAAAAAGAAGAAAAAGGCCACAGCAGCUGCUAACCCAGCACUUGGAACUGCUCCCGUUUUCUUACCAAAAGGAGCUCGCGCCGGUAGGAGCUUGCACCGUUGUCACGACGGUCGGCUGCCGCUUGACGGCUUUGUGCUGGCCAAGGCAGUGGACGACUUGACAGAACUGUUGUCCAAGUACGCGCCGCUUGCAGUCCCCGAAGGGUGGAUUUCGGCAAACCCGGCGAGCUCUCGAUCGAAAGACAUCCACUACCAAACUGCAGCAGAUGCAGCCAGGGAGUCAAUGUUGGACCCCAAGUCGAGGGCAGCUAUCCUCGGCGAGAAGGCUCUGCCGGGUAAGUCGGUUUUUGACUUCAUUUCUGCAGCAGCACGGGAUCAGCUCGCAGCGGCGUCUGGCAAGAUCAAUCUCCCUCCCGGCCUGGGCGAGGUUCCGGCGGAAUACGCACUGUCCGUAGAGGAGAAAUUAAAGGCGCUCUGGGAGCAAGUGCCCAAAGUGGAUAAAGAGACGGCUAUUGCAGCCAUCUCAAGAGGAGUUUCUGGACCGUAUGCCGACGAUGAACGCAAAAGGAAUCGUUACCGAGCGUAUCUGGAGCAUGGGGCGAACCAAGAUCGCCCACUGCCUGCCAAGCCCGAAGGCUAUGCCGACGACGACUACCUGCGAGAAAUGACGGAGUUCUACAACUGCGCUCGAAUAUUUAAGCCGAUGACAGGGUUUAUGGCAUCGCGAUUCACUACGGCAAAGUCCCAACCAGGCGCAGCAGACACCAAGGGAAGCGACGUCGUGUCACAGCCAGAACCGGGUGUCACCGACCCUGCCGAGGAGGCAGCUAACCUUGGCAUGUAUGGCAAACUGACAAGAUCGGUGCGAGACUUUUACCCAAGUCGACUGUUGUGUAAAAGGUUCAAUGUGCGACCGCCGGCUCAUUCGCAGCCAGAUCAUGAUGAUGCAAGCUCCAGAGCAGCAGCAGCAACAGGAGGAGCUGGCGUUGCUCACGAGCCAAGCAAACUCCUGCUAUUGACUUCUGGAGGCGCAGGCGUGGCCCCUGGGCAGAAUAGCGACACAGACAUCCCCCCUGUCCAAGUCAACCCCGAGCCAGUCAAGAUUAAUCCAGAAAAGAACGAGGCUGUCGAGGCCAGUGCUGCAAGUCAGGACCUGCUCAAGGCAGUGUUUGGAGACAGCGACGACGACGAGGACUAG